AAAUAACACAUCAAUGUGGCAGCUUUUGGCAAUCAAAUUGCUUCUGCUGCUAGCAUCGGAAGGGCAAUCGGCGAAGCUGCAGCUCAGCCUAGGUGAUCAAGCUGAUGAAGAUGUCUUGCUGGCUAUUAUCCAUGACAUGUCCAAACUGCUGGGCGAGGGAAACCAUUCGCUGCCAGGUCCGAUCGACAAGGAGGUUCUGUUCAACUGCAACAACCGAUCAGGCGUCUACUAUCAUCCUGUGUUGCUAAACGAUGCUAGUCUUAUGAAAAAGUUGGAUUUUGAAAAGCCAUUUACCUUCAUCAUUCACGGUUGGAACAGCUCGUCUGGUGAACCGCAUUUCCGCGAUAUGGCCCGCAAUUACAGCCACUUUGUAGACAGUAACGUCUGUCUGCUGGAUUGGUCAAAUCUGGCUCACUACGAAUAUGAGGUUGCCGCAAAGCAAAGCCUACAGAUGGUGGUCACAUAUUUCACCAAGUUUCUGCGAUUCUUAAACGCCAAUGGAAUGAGUUAUGCAAAUGUUACGCUAGUUGGACACAGUCUGGGGGCACAGAUCAGUGGUCUGGUGGGGAAAAACUUGAACGGAGCAAUUGGACAGAUAUUCGCGCUAGAUCCAGCCGGCGUACUUUUCACGCAACCCCACGAUGUAGGAGUUAGGAACCGCCUAGCUCCAACCGAUGCACAGUAUGUGCAGGCCAUUUUCACCUCCAAAGGAGAACUAUCUAUGGAUAUAAGUGCGGGGCAACAAAACUUCUGGAUGAACGACGACGGCGAGCAUCCGCAGCCUGGCUGUAAAAGUGUAGGGAAAAAUAAGGGCUUACUUACGCAAUUCUUUGAGCAACUUAUUUGCAGUCACACGAUGGCGGCUGUGUAUUUUACGGCAACACUUGAUCCCGCUGUGAGUUACAGCAUGAAGCGCUGUUCAGCCCAUUGGAUGUACCAAACUGGGCUGUGCUAUUUUGGCAAAAAAGAUGUCGUUGGAAUCAACGCGAAAAGGCUUCCAGGUGACUUUUACGGCAAUGUUGACCUACCAUUUCCAUAUGAGUCAUAAAUUUUUCUUGUUUUCUUUGACAUGAAAAAUGUCUACGAAUGUCAAUUAAAUGUUACAAAUGUAAUGAGUUCACUUUCUGACAUGACCAUCUGAGACAUGACCAUAAACAGGGUGUUAGGAAGCUCACUUAAAAUCCUUCAAGGGGUGAUAGAGGAUUCUAUUUAGUGUAAAAAAAUCCGUCUACACAUGCAUUUGAAUACUGCAGAGGUUUUCACUUUUUUCAUUUUCCGGUUAUAGUAAUUGUUUUUAACGAGGUCUAGCACAAGAUAGAUAGCUAGCUCAAUUCUGUUGAUUUUCUUGGAAGCUAAGCUAAGAAAAUUUC
Messenger RNA from Wyeomyia smithii (pitcher-plant mosquito), 1370 nucleotides. RefSeq names its product phospholipase A1-like. The transcript is spliced from 3 exons. Lineage: Eukaryota; Metazoa; Arthropoda; Insecta; Diptera; Culicidae. Gene Ontology annotation, molecular function: lipase activity. The record is from RefSeq and is a predicted model, not a curated record. Bases 14 to 1048 code for a protein of 344 amino acids.